AUGGAAACAGACGGAAACCACACACUACUUACCAGCUUUGUCUUGGUGGGUUUCACAACAGAUCCACUCUUGCGGAUCAUCCUCUUUGUGCUUUUCCUGGUAUCGUACACUCUAACCCUGACUGGAAACCUGGGUCUCAUGACACUGAUCUACCUAGAUUCCCGCUUGCACACACCCAUGUAUUUCUUUGUGGGCAGCCUUUCUUUCCUGGAUAUCUGGUACUCCUCAGUCUACACUCCCCGGAUCCUGUCUGACUGUGUGUCCAAGAGCAAGGCCAUCUCCCUUGCAGGCUGUGCAGCUCAGUUCUUCUUCUCAGCUGGCUUAGCCUACAGCGAAUGCUUCCUGCUAGCCGCAAUGGCCUAUGACCGCUACGUGGCCAUCUGCAACCCACUCCUCUACGCCACUGCCAUGCCCAGGAAACGCUGCAUCCAGCUGGUCAUUGGGUCUUACGUGGCUGGCUUUGCUAAUGCCGUUGUGCAUACAGGCAACACUUUCCGCCUACGCUUCUGCGGGAACAACAUUAUCAACCACUACUUUUGCGAUGCGCCACCACUUGUGAAGAUGGCCUGUAGUGAUACUCAGAUCUAUGAACUCAUCCUGUCCACAGUCAUUGGUUGCAACGUGCUGAUAACCACUGCUCUCAUCCUGGGCUCCUACAUGGGCAUCGUGGCAGCCAUCAUACGUAUCCGUUCAGCUGCAGGGCGGCGCAAGGCCUUCUCCACUUGCUCUGCCCACCUCAUCUCUGUCUCCCUCUUCUAUGGCUCCAUCCUUUUCAUGUAUUCCCGACCCAGCUCCCAGCACACUCCAAACUGGGACAAGGCAAAUGCACUUUUCUACACAGUGGUCAACCCUUUGGUCAACCCCUUGAUUUACAGCUUGCGCAACAAAGAUGUGAAGGCAGCCUUCAAGAAUGUCCUGGGGAGACUUCCGGGAAGGAUUGGUGGUUAUUUUGGGGUAGUUAACAUGCCUAAGACUAGGUCCGAGUCAGCAGCAGAAGGACACGGGGCUGCUUGGAGCAGUGAGGAGGAAGAAAGCCAGCACCUCCUGGAGCCGGGACAAGGUUUGCAAGACUUGGAAGCAGGAGGUGCAGGUGCGUUCGUCCAGCCGCUGGACUUGACACCACCUGAUGAAGAAUAG
Rhineura floridana is the source of this 1137-nucleotide messenger RNA. RefSeq names its product olfactory receptor 9G4-like. Gene Ontology annotation, cellular component: membrane. The record is from RefSeq and is a predicted model, not a curated record. Gene Ontology annotation, molecular function: G protein-coupled receptor activity; olfactory receptor activity; odorant binding. NCBI's taxonomy places the organism in Eukaryota, Metazoa, Chordata, Lepidosauria, Squamata, Rhineuridae. Gene Ontology annotation, biological process: sensory perception of smell; G protein-coupled receptor signaling pathway. Bases 1 to 1137 code for a protein of 378 amino acids. The transcript is spliced from 2 exons.